AUGGAUCCAAUCAUCAUCACCACAGAUCUCGUCUUGACACCGCAGCUAGUGACCCAGGUUGCUCGUGAAAUGCCUCGAAUCUCGCUCUCCGAGGAGUCCCGAGCAGCGAUCGAGCAAUGCCGAGCGAGUCUAGAAACGGUGCUCAAUGACGGCUCCCCCCACUACGGUAUCAACACAGGGUUCGGAUCACUAUCAAAUCAACGAAUCGAGCAUGAGGAUCUAGAGAAUCUUCAAAGGAACCUGAUCCGUUCUCAUGCCGCAGGGAUUGGGGAUCCACUCGAGGAUGAGAUAGUUCGUGGGAUGAUGUUCGUUCUUGUCUGUUCAUUGAGCAGAGCAAAGUCCGGAGUGCGAGUUGAACUCGUCGAGCUCCUGAUUUCUAUGCUGAAUCACGGCAUCACCCCGAUCGUUCCAGAGCUGGGAUCAGUUGGCGCAUCGGGAGAUCUUGCGCCACUCGCUCAUGUCGCUCAAGCAAUGAUCGGUGAGGGGAAAGUCAAGGUCCAAGGGCGGGAAGUGGACGCUCUUGCUGCAUUACAAGACGCCAGCAUCAAACCCAUGACCCUCAAAGCGAAGGAAGGGCUCGCGCUCAUAAACGGCACUCAUCUGAUGACGGCCCGAUUCUCCCUCAUUUACCAGGAUCUCGAACAACUCAUUGAUACCGCAUUAAUAGCCAACGCAAUGUCGAUCGAUGCGGCUCGCGCUUCGCAUGGAUACCUCGAUCCGCGGAUCUAUGAGGCACGAAACCAACCCGGUGCAUCGGAGGUCGCAACAACAAUGCGAUCGCUCCUAGACGGCAGUACGAUUGUUGAAUCGCACGCAGAGAAUGAUCCACGCGUUCAGGAUCCGUACUCAUUCCGUUGCGCCCCGCUGGUGAUGGGGGCGGUGCUUGAUUCACUCAGAUCUUGCCAGUCCAGCUUGCUCAAUGAACUGGGUGCAGUCACUGACAAUCCACUCAUCUUUGAGACGACGAAGGAAACCCCAGACAUUGUUUCAGCAGGAUGUUUCCAUGGCAUGCCGGUCGCGCUGCCGCUCGAUACGCUCGCGAUCGGUAUUGCGCAUCUUGCAGGAAUCUCCGAGCGCCGUAUGUACCAUAUUCUGUCAGUCUUCGAUCCCGAAUCCCAACUCCGUGCAUUCAUGAGUCCCAAGCCGGGCGUCAUGUCCGGAUUCAUGAUCGUUCAGUACGCAGCCGCGGCGAUUUGCAACGAACUCAUCGGUCUCGCGAACCCCGCGAGUGUCGCGAAUCUAUCAACCUGUGCUGGGAUGGAGGAUUACAACUCAUUCGGUCCACGCAGUGCCGCCAAGGCAAGCAGAGCGCUCAAACUCGCUCGAUCUGUGAUUGCAUCUGAGUUGCUUUGCUCCGCUGAAGGGAUUGAGUGUCAUCGUCCGCACACUUCGGGUCAUCGCAUCGAGGCUGCGAUCACAGCCAUCCGCGAGGUUGUCGCACCCCUCACUGAGGACCGGACUCCAUCGCCUGAUAUCGCUGCGAUCGAGGAGCUGAUUCGUAGUGAUCGCUUCGCAUUCGAACUCUGA
Messenger RNA from Symbiodinium sp. CCMP2592, 1527 nucleotides. The record is from the annotation of a GenBank genome assembly. Lineage: Eukaryota; Dinophyceae; Suessiales; Symbiodiniaceae.